AUGGCAGAUGCAGUAGAGGAGAUCGAAAGAGAUGGUGGCAACCGCGCUGUCAAGGAUCUGUUUGCUGGUGCUGUCGGUGGUAUCGCACAAGUAUUGAUUGGUCAGCCUUUUGACAUUGUCAAGGUUCGCCUGCAGACAACAUCUCAAUACUCGGGUGCAGCAGAUGCUGCUUCUAAGAUCUUGAAGAAUGAGGGCGCAACCGCUUUCUACAAGGGCACAUUAACACCACUGAUCGGUAUUGGUGCAUGCGUAUCCGUACAAUUCGGAGCCUUCCACUACGCCCGCCGUACCUUUGAGCGCCAGAAUGCAGCAAAGAACGGUGGUAUCCUCGAGACACCCCAACCUCUCUCCUACGGCCAAUACUAUGCAGCUGGCGCCUUUGCCGGUAUCGCAAAUACACUAAUGUCCUCACCCAUCGAACACAUCCGUAUUCGUCUGCAGACACAACCCCAUGGAGCAGCACGCCUCUACAACGGCCCCAUUGACUGCGUCAAGAAGCUUUGCGCCCAUGAAGGCGUGCUCAAGGGUCUCCACCGCGGUACAGGCGUGACUUGGCUCCGUGAAGCCCAGGCUUACGGUGUUUGGUUCACUGCUUUUGAAUUUAUGAUGAAUCAGGAUGCUAAGCGCAACGGUAUCGAGCGCAAAGAAAUCCCUACCUGGAAGAUUGCGCUGUACGGUGGUCUGGCUGGUGAGGCCCUCUGGCUCGGAAGUUAUCCCUUCGAUGUUAUCAAGUCCAAGAUGCAAAGCGAUGGCUUCGGAGCCGAGCAAAAGUACAAGAGUAUGCGUGAUACUUUCGCCCAAACUUGGAGGGGCGAGGGCAUGAGAGGCUUCUGGAGAGGACUGGGUCCUACUUUGCUGAGAGCCAUGCCUGUCUCCGCUGGAACCUUUGCCACUGUCGAGUUGACUAUGCGCCUGAUCAGCUAG
This is a messenger RNA of Aureobasidium melanogenum CBS 110374, 924 nucleotides long. Its product is annotated as mitochondrial carrier. Gene Ontology annotation, biological process: mitochondrial L-ornithine transmembrane transport. The transcript has 5 exons. The record is from RefSeq and is a predicted model, not a curated record. Gene Ontology annotation, molecular function: L-ornithine transmembrane transporter activity. NCBI's taxonomy places the organism in Eukaryota, Fungi, Ascomycota, Dothideomycetes, Dothideales, Saccotheciaceae. The coding region runs from base 1 to 924 and encodes 307 amino acids.